Pelagomonas calceolata is the source of this 4196-nucleotide messenger RNA. Lineage: Eukaryota; Pelagophyceae; Pelagomonadales; Pelagomonadaceae. The record is from the annotation of a GenBank genome assembly.
AUGACGCAGCGCCGCGGCCGCCUCGAGGGCACCUUCCCUGAUGGCGAGACCGACGACGGCACGGUGGCGGAGGGCACCUUCUUCGAAGACGCGAGCGGUUUUGUUAGCGUGCGCAUCGGUAGUUGGAAGCCUAUCCCAGCGCAUCGCAAGAAACAGAACAAAAGGCCUCGCGACGACGAUACCGCGGAGCAUGCCGUCCGGCGCAAGCUCGCAAAACUCUGGCCAGAUAAGUUCGUCCUCGAGCGCCUGGUCUACGUCCACGAGCCGGCCGCCAUCGCACCUGAACCCGAACCUCCACCUCCACCUCUACCUGAUCAACGACCAAGCCUUCCACCACCAGUAGUAUACGAUCCGCAGCUCCCCGAACACCGGCGCGACAGGGGUACCGGUGCUCGCCGAACAAUCGCCGACGAGACCCACGACGAGCUCCGAGUACUAGUCCGACAGCGAGACAAGAUCCUCCAAGUACUAGCAGCAGAUCAACUACCAGGCGCUCGGCUCCUGCAAAAUGCUCUGCUCGACGUCCUGGGCAAGGACGACAGCGACGACGACGACGACGUGGCGGCGACGCCACCACUAGAACAACCAGAACCAGCCCCAGCACCUGCCCCUCGUGUCCAACCUCGAGAACGUGCAGGACGUGCUCUACGUGUACAGAUACGUGAAGCGCACCGGCUACUACGCCUAGGGAAGAAUACAGAAGCGGCAGCUGCGCUUGACCGCCUCGAGGCCGAAGGCGCUAGUGCUGAUGCAAAGAAGCACGCCGGAGAUAGUGUGAUCACUAGGCGAGCCAAGGAGAUCAGAGACCUGGUUUUCAAGCAAGGCCAUCUAGGGACGACGCGAAGGAUCGUCGAGGAGUUUCUAGAUGCUCCAGAGAUGAAACUACUGCUCCCUGCCCAUCUCCAACAAACGUCGAAGGACGCCGAGACGGCGAAGAUGAUGCUUCAGGCCGCCAAAGCGUGGGUCAAAGGUGUAAUGAAGACCACGGGCCGACGCUCUGACGAGGAUCGUAACGCUCUACUGGCUGGCAUCUCUGCUUUGAUGCCAAAGGGCCUCUUCGAGCUGAAACGUGGACGUUCCGCCAUGCGAGCUCUCGGGCUCUCCCACGCCAUCACAAGGCAAGCCGUCGACGCCCGACAGGACUUGGAGGACCGCAGCAAGGGCUGGCAGCGCGUACACACGUCGCCGCACUGCGAUAGACUGGACACGACGCCCAUCGACAAGUGGUGGCACGAGCAGGGCAGUGUUCCGGACAACGACAACAAGCACAAGAUUUCAGUGUUCCUGGGAGUCGAUGAAGACACAAAUGAGGAGAAGUAUACCAUACAUUACCGGCGUCUUCAGGCCGGUAACGACAAGGAUGCUUGGGAACUCUUCGCUAAAUCGGACUACGCGAAGCAGUGCCAGGAGAAGUCGAAGACUGAAAAGUGCCCUUUGGGCACCAUACCACAGCUCAAGGCCUUCGUCCAGGCACGCUGUCCUUGUAUUAAGAAGCGAGGCGUAGGAGAGUGCGACUGCGACAUCUGCACCACAAUCCACUCGAACCUCUACCCGUAUCAUCAACAAGUCCUCAAAUGGAUCGGCGACGGCGACACGUCCACGUGCGCAUGCGGUGGUGCGUGCGGAAAGUGGGCCGAGGCGACCCAAUCGAUGGAUGCGUUGUAUGGCUUCCUGUUCUGCCCGGCAGAGCACCUGAAGGACUACGACAUUGGAGACACGCCCUUCAAGAUCAUCCCCAAGUCUUGUGCGACUGGGAACUGCAAGCACGCCACGCCGUUUGACACGUCGAAAGCGUGUGGCGUCGCUCUACGGAUGGCUCCGCUGUACAAGUGCCCUGUGCUCGCUUCCGACGAAGACGUUCGAUGGAAACAGUGGCAGCCGCGCUAUACAGGCGAUAACAAGGAGACGGGGGUGGCCAUGUAUCAAUCGGAGUUCGUGCCGACGAGGGGUUCGCGACGCAAGUUCCUAGAAUUCUUCCAGGACAAGCUCGGGUUCUAUGCAGAGCAUCAUUGGCGUGUGGAAUGGACAACCCAAAGCUUGAGGCGCGUCGAGUUGUACAGGCCGCCGAACACGGCCGUUCUUCACUGUGACUUCGCCUCUCAGCUAGCGAUCCAACGGCAACACCUCCAAACCUGCGGCCGUCGAGAGUACCUGAACAACUGUGUUGGUGUCAUUGGCUACGACCUGCGGGAGGUGCAGCUCAUGCGGCCAAAAGUAAAGUAUUCGAAGGAGCGGGUCCCGACACCGGUACAACAACAACAUGUCGACUGUUUUUUUGGGUUUAGCCCACCGGGCCACAAGCCCGACGCGCGCUACUACAACACCGUGUACCAGGACAUGAUCUCCUACCUCAAGACGGGCGCGGUUCGGCACGGUGAGUGGUUCUACAACAAGCAGCGCCUGCGGGGCGGCGACCACUCCUUACCGUUGCCGCAGGGGUUCACGGAGAUGGACCCCUCGGCCCCCUUCCCUCGACUCGACGAGGUGAUAGAAGAGCUAGACGGCUGCGCCUGUCAAUUUGCAUGCGGAACGCAGUAUCGUGCAGUCGCGACGGGCCUUAUGGAGCAGGGCGUGGUGCGACGACAGCUUAAACUAGCGGAGAAGCACGGCAAGAACGUGUGCGACGGCGUCUCGAACAUCCCUGGGACCGUCCUACGGUCCGCCAUCGCUGCGGAUAGGGCGCCGCCCCCCGGUUCUCGAGAGACGGUCGUUUUCAUGGCACGCGAGCACCCGACGCCGAGCGUGCCCAAGGCUGAUACCAAUGGCAUGUGGAACCUCUCGGGCAUUUUCUACGGCCACAUCUCUCACAAAGUGAUCGAGGCCUGCCACGUCCCCGAGGCCACUACUUUUACUGGAACGAGGAAGUGUCACGACUUCGUCGGAUUAUCUUGCGACAAGGCCCUGCUGGACGGCGACGCACCUAUCCACGCACGCCAUGACUUCUGCUUCUGCUCGCCGUGCGGGAAGCGCAAGUUCAUUGACUGUAAGUUUAGGCGACGCGCUGGUGCUACGAUGAAGAAGCAUAGUACGAAAAUCAAAAAGGUGACGACAUCUACUAUCCAAACGCAGCAAGGUGCCUUCGAAAACUGGUGCAAAGAAAUGCACAACCAGAAGCUACUCGCCGUUCGUGUCCAGGACCCCAAGUACACUGACGAUUUCUGGCUCGCGAAGCCGACCGGAGCCGCCAUCGUCGCGACCGAAAACUUCAUACAUGCCAAUUCAGACUAUGAGGUGGGGUUUAUGAUCCUACCAAUCAAAUGGUACGACAUCGUCUCGGGCAAAGAGCGUACCUAUACGCUUUUGAACGACGACGUCUACAUCCAAGCGAACGCGACGGUCCGACUGACUGGACUGAAGUUCAGCCAACACACAAAUGGGAGGUACACAAUUACCGAGGACACUCACGAGCGUAUCCUUGAAGCUAUCUAGGCCGGUUCUAAUGUUAAUUUGUAAUUUUAUGCGAGUUUUCCGGAAUGUGGAUGAUUCCGUUCAGCUUUUUCGGAAUUUGGGUCGACACUGAUCCGAGCGAUUAUGUGGACGUCGUCCACCCGGGCCCGUCGGGACUGUCGAAGAUGGCGAGAGCCGCGGAGCGGGAGCUCCGGGCCUGGCGCUACGGCGGGUCUGACGAUAACGGCUCUGACGACGGGUCCGACGACGACGAGCCCGAGGAGACGCGGCGGCCGACGCGGCAGCCGUCGUAUCGGCCGACGUAUCAGCCCACGGACGCCGGGCCGACGCCACGGCCGCCGACACCGCGCCCGCGGCCGUCGAGCGACUGCCCGGCGCUUGAGCCUCUCCCUAAGGACUCGCCGGACUGCCCAGACGAGCUCGACAUCGCGCCCUGCGACACGCCUGGCCUGGGCGUCGGGGAGCUGUGCGAGGGCGACGGCGAGUGCGGGACCGACCGAAAGCUAGAUAAUUGCUCCAACGACGAGGCCCAGGGCGCGGACAUCUACCGCAUUGUCGGUUCGACGCCGAAUUACCAGCCCACUAAGAAGCCAACGGACGGCGGCGGCGGCGGCGAGUGCCGCGAUGAUGAAUCGUGGUGCUACGGCGACUGCAGUCCGAACGACUGCGCGUACGUUGGGCAGAAGGUCAAGCCGGACGGAACGCUCGCGCGCUGCAAAAAGAAGAACACGGACGGCGAGCGAUCGGCGCUCGAGGCGUGCCCGGCGACCUGCGGGACGUGUCCCUGA